Messenger RNA from Gigantopelta aegis, 3297 nucleotides. Its product is annotated as CCR4-NOT transcription complex subunit 9. The coding region runs from base 73 to 1014 and encodes 313 amino acids. The transcript is spliced from 9 exons. Gene Ontology annotation, cellular component: CCR4-NOT core complex; CCR4-NOT complex; P-body. Lineage: Eukaryota; Metazoa; Mollusca; Gastropoda; Neomphalida; Peltospiridae. Gene Ontology annotation, biological process: mRNA catabolic process; negative regulation of translation. The record is from RefSeq and is a predicted model, not a curated record.
CAUCCGGUAAAAAAAAGCCCCCUCUGUUGGGAGUUUUAUUAUAGAGUUUGAAAGAAUUUGUUUUGUUGCAUUAUGAAUCCAUUAGGAACACAGCAGCAACCUCGUUUGCUGACACCACAGCAGGCAGCCGCUGUUCCAGGACCGGUACCUCAAGUUGACCGGGAGCGCAUCUACCAAUGGAUUAACGAGCUCACAAGUCCAGACACCCGCGAAAAUGCUCUUCUCGAACUCAGUAAGAAGCGAGAAGUCGUCCCAGACCUGGCCCCAAUGUUGUGGCACUCGUUUGGAACGAUUGCAGCGCUCCUACAGGAGAUCGUCAACAUCUACCCAGCCAUCAACCCUCCCAACCUCACUGCGUCCCAGUCUAACCGAGUGUGUAACGCAUUGGCUCUAUUACAGUGUGUCGCGUCUCAUCCAGAAACAAGAUCUGCCUUUUUACAAGCUCAUAUCCCUCUGUUCCUGUACCCGUUCCUACACACUGUGAGCAAAACGCGGCCCUUUGAAUACCUCCGCUUAACUAGUCUGGGUGUAAUUGGUGCUCUAGUCAAAACUGAUGAACAAGAGGUAAUAAACUUCCUGCUCAACACCGAAAUCAUUCCUCUCUGUCUGCGCAUUAUGGAGUCCGGCAGUGAACUUUCAAAAACAGUUGCCACAUUUAUUUUACAAAAAAUACUCCUAGACGAGACGGGACUUGCCUACAUCUGUCAAACGUAUGAACGGUUUUCACAUGUCGCAAUGAUUCUCGGUAAAAUGGUGCUACAUCUAUCCAAAGAGCCGUCAGCGAGGCUACUUAAACACGUCGUACGGUGCUACCUCAGACUGUCGGAUAAUGCCAGGGCUCGAGAAGCUCUCCGUCAGUGUCUGCCCGACCAGCUGAAGGACAGCACGUUUGCGGCGUGUCUCAAGGACGACAACUCGACUAAGCGCUGGCUCAGUCAGCUGCAGGUGAAUCUGGAGGCUCCGAGUGUCCCCGACCCCCGGGGUAUUCCCCCGCUACACCCGGGGCCACAAUGACUGGAGGCCAACCCAGGCCUUCCGUUUCACUGACCUGGGAUCACCGCGGAAACUGUGUCAAACAAAACACUGCCUGGAGUUGUUCACUACCCCGUACCAGCCUUUAGCUUAAGUUAUAUUUUAUUGUUCUGUUGUUAAUUUGUCAGUAGUAGUUGGCCCGUUUUGUAGGUUUGAAUGAUAUAGAAAAAAAUCAAGAAAAUAUAAUUUCAAACUCUGUGAAUAGAUGACAGAGUUCACAGUGGGUGAGUAAGUAUUAAUGUUUUAUUUAUAUCUUGAUGGACGUUUUUACAAAUUGCACAUAAACAGAACAUUUUUGUUAUUUCCAAAACAGUUUUCUUCCAUUUCUUGUUACAAACUGGAAUUAUUGACAAAAAACAAAUGUACAGUGGAGGCUAAUAUGGGGUAUACAUUUCUUGGAGAAUGUUUGCUGAAGCCAAUAGCAGUAAUUUUGAAGAAAAAUUAUGAACAGUAGUGGUUAAUAUGCAACAGACCAUUUGGACAAGACUUGUAUUUUUUUGUAUUGAAGUUGUAUGUAUAUUGUCAGUGGCUGUUGUGUAAUGGGUGAGAAACUACUGAUAGACAGUGGAUUCAGUAGUUAUUGGUAGCCUUCUAAUCCAAAUUGGUGUUUAAGCUUAAAUUGCUUUUAUUUGGUGGCAUCGUUUGAUAGCUGAAAAUUUAUUCAUGAUGUUUUGUACUUAAAUUUUUGAACAUUUAUUGAAAUUUAAAAGUUACUGCUAUGCUUUAUUAGCAAACUGAUAGAUCAAAUUUGUCUGAGGUUUAAUUUUUUUGUUUUUUUAUAUAUUAUGGUUUCAACAUUAACAAAAAAAAAACAUCAAUCACUGAAUAGUAAAACAUUUAUCUAUUCAUGAUAUGAAUAGAGUCAAGUGUGGAGUGAACAAUUAUACUAAAAGUAAGAAUAAUAGAAAAAACUUUUUACGUUGUGAACUGUUCUUAAGUAUGCAUUUCGUUUCUUAGGCAUUUUUUACACAUUUUUUGUUUUUUAAUGUGAUGUCAAUUAAAGCUGAAAACUAGAUUUAUGAUAAUGAAACAUGUUUUAUUGAUCACACUUUUUUGUAUUUGCUUGUUACAUUAUUUGGCAUUUUUGACGAGUUUAUGAAAAAUGCUGCUGUCAAUUAUUCUGUUAAAAACCUCACUUUAACAGAAGAAACAAUUGCUAGUGCAGCUAUGGUUUUAGUCCAAUAUUGUCAAUUGCACCGGAAUUAAAUUGACAUUUUUUUUAGCUCAAGAGGCCUUUCGUGUUAACAGGAGAUAUUUUAAAUGGCUUAUCUUCAGAAAGUCUAUGUGCUAUAAAGGGCCUCACUUUGUAUUAGUUACUUCCAUGAUUUUCAAUGCAGGAAGUAAGGCGAUUGUAUUACAUAUAUGUACAAUCUUAAAUUUUGAUUCAUUGCCAAAUUUCAAAUGAAAUUAUAGUCCGUUUGCAUCAAAAGGGAACUGAUGAAUUGACAUGUAAUUCUAUAAUGGUUAAAAUUCAUAUCAAAUAUAUUAUUUCAUUUUAAACCCAAACCAACUUGCAAUUGUUUUGGGGAAAAUAAAUGUUAGUAAAAAUAAAAAGGUUUCACAACAUAGUCACACAUUGCAUAUGUACAAUUUCUAUUUUUGAUACAAAGAUGGAAACCUUUUUACCAUGAAUUUCCAUGAUUCUACACACAAUUAGUUGUAAUCCAUGUAAAAAAAAAAAAAACGUGAUUCAUUUGCAACCCUAAAUAGCUAUUUGGCAGUAAUGCUAAUAUGAAUAUAUGUUCUUUUCCAGAUUCAGGCAUUUUCAUUUAAUUUGUGCAAAAAUCUGCCUGUUUUUCCCCCACCUCCCCACGUUACAAAAAUGGGGACCUAUGGGUGAAGCACCCUCAGUUCUGCCUUUAAUCACUGUGAACUGCAUUAUCGAUUACUUUAGGUGAAACUGCAUCAUCAAUUACUUUAGGUGAAACUGCAAAUCUUGGCUGUUCUAGCAAUUUGUCUUCACCUCUCAGUCUGUAUUAGAUGAGAUUUGGUCUAUAUAAUAUUAUGGGUUUACGUGUGUAAAACAUGUUAUGAGAGUUGAUAUGAGUUUAAACAUUCAUUAUAUGUUUUUAUACGAGUUUCAGCAUUUUGCAGUAUGUAGUUAUAUGCCAAUUCAUCAGUUCCCUUUUGCUGCAAAAGAUGUAUAUAUAUAUAUAUAUGUUAUAUAUGUACAUAUUAUUCAUGCAUUGUAUAUAGACAUAUGUUCAGGUUCUGUCUAGUUAAUCUGAGUUACAAAUCAAGCAAUAAACUGAAAAUUAAUUUGUU